AGCCUCUUCCUGCUUUCUUUCCUCCACCCUCUUCCUCUUUAAUGCUCUUUUUCCCUUUCUUUCUCUUCUCUGGUAUUCCCUUGGUGUGAUUCUCCACCAUCUCCCUAAAGAGCCAUCAAACUUUAUAAAAGAAAAACAUAAAAGGAAUUGAACACCAUGGUUUUCUCCUCUAUUCCAGUCUUUGUAGAUCCUCCCAAUUGGCAGCAGCAACCAAACCAUCCUCAAGCAAAUGGCAGUGAUAGCACUCAGCUUCUUCCACCUUUGCCUCCACAGCAACCUGAUAUGGGAGGUUCUGUGGGUUCAAUCAGGCCAGGGUCUAUGGCAGAUCGAGCUAGGCUAGCUAAGAUACCACCACCUGAAGCAGCUCUCAAGUGUCCACGUUGUGAAUCCACCAACACUAAAUUUUGCUACUUCAAUAACUAUAGCCUCACUCAACCACGCCACUUCUGCAAGACUUGUAGACGCUAUUGGACAAGAGGGGGUGCUCUUAGAAAUGUUCCUGUGGGUGGAGGGUGUCGCAGGAACAAGAAGAACAAAAGGAGUCGCUCUAAAUCUCCUGCAUCCACUGAGAAACAAACACUUUCUAGUUCCACAAGUGCAAUACCCUCUGGUGGAACCACUCAUGAGCUUAUUGGUCACUUGCCACAACCAACUAACCUUCCUUUCAUGGCAUCUCUUCAUCAGAACCUGAACCGUUAUGCUGUUGGAAACAUGGGUCUCGGCUUGCGUGAGAUCCAUGGACAGAACGAUCACAUGGGGUUUCAAAUUGGUGGUGCCGGUAAUUCAGCUGCAGGUGGAGGAAUGGAUCAGUGGCGCUUGCAGCAGAUUUCUUUCUUGAAUGGUUUUGAAUCAACUUCAGCUGUGUCAUACCCUUUUCAAAGUGAAAGUAUUGAAACACCUUCUGGUUUGGUUGGAGAUAUAGCAACGACUUCUAGGGUUUCUCCGCUGCCACCAGUUAAAAUGGAAGAAACUGCAGCGUUAAAUUUGUCAAGAUCACCACUCAGUGUCUCAGAAAAUAACCAAUUCUAUUCAUGGACUGAUAUGUCAGGUCUUGCCUCUUCUUCCACUAGUCAUCUCUUGUAACUUUGACCAUAUAUUCAUAUGGUCAAUAUAUAAUCCCAUCAUCCGAAUUGAACUUCUUCGUUUGAAGUUGAAUUAUUACUUGUCAACACCGUCCUUGAUGGAUCAGAGAAAUUCUCAAACGAUUUGGAUGUUCCACUGAACACCUUGCCUAGCUUGACUUCCAAGUUCCAAUAGCAUCAGUUGACAGAAAUUAACGCAGAUAUGGUAGAAUUGAUCUUCUUCUUGUAAUUUCUGGUCAUUGAUUUUGGUUUUAGUUUUUUUUUUUUUUUUCAUCCAGUCGAGUAUUUUGUGUACUAUAUAUAUGGGCUUGCCUUAAUUGUAUAACUGUGUGUGCAUGUAAUGUUUUGUGUGUUUGCUAUCUGACGUUGUAAUCUCAUUUCGGUACAAAACUUUCUCUUAUAAGUUUACUUAACAGCUAACACCUACUGCCAGCUACGUCAAUCUCAACUAGUUUUUGGCUCUGCCUACAUAUGAUUAUCAGAUUCAGAUAGCACGAUAAAGCACGGAUAUCAGAAAAGAAAAAAAGUGAUGUUGUUUACCGUACUAAAGAAUGUGCCACUCCACGUUAGCUUUAGCCUAGGUAGCGUUUCUCGGGAUAAGUUUGUUCAAAUUUCAUGCUCGAGAACUUUAUUUUCCCAUAUCUUGCAGUCUCUAUUCAAGUUUUUAUUAUCUUAAUUUGUGAAACACUCUUAAUGCAAAGUGGUAGCAUUAUAUACAUAUCCCAUGCUGCAUGUCAAUUAGUGUUUGUGAUACGAAUGUUUUGUCAUGCAUCUUGUAGUGGAUAUUUGCUAUAGUAUACACUAGUUGAAUAGUUCAAGGUCCAUCUGACACCCAUAUAUAAAAAGAAGUUGUUGUGAGUAACUCUUUCCUUCAUAAUCUUAGUUUCUUUUCUCCAUUUUCUUUCUCUUUAUCAUUAUGAGUACUUUAGCCAGCCUUUGCUAGAGCCCAGAAGCUUGUACUAAGUUCUACUUUCUCACCCUCACUCCUUCAUCAGUAUGAAAUUCUUGGAAACUUGAGUGCGACAGUUAUUUAAUAUCCUACAGCUACUCUUUACUUUUCCUCGAUCGUGGCAAAUUUUGAUUCCAAGGAAGCUCGUCCUGUUGUACUUUUAGCAGAACCGUAUUGGGUAGUUUUUUUAAAAAAAUUUUUGUUAAUUUAAUUUGGUUUUGACACUAUUUCACCGAUACUAUUAAUAGCUCUAUAACAAAGAACGUGGAGCGUUGUAGGGGAAAGGGUAGAUUGAGAGUGUGUGAGAGAGAAUAUAGUGAAGAAUUUUUAUAUAAUACAUUAGAAAUUAGUCAAGGGUCAAACUUAAGAUGUUGUAAUAAUCAGAUUAGAUUCAAAAGAUGGGACGUGCAUAUUUGUUUGAUUUGAAGUUGAAAGUGGAAGAGAAUUGUAACCAUUCUAAGAAGACGCCAAAAUCUCACUCAAAAUCAUGCAAUUCUAUAUUCGACCAAACUUGAGUGGGUGACUGUUCUAGAACUUCUUCAGCAGAAUGUUGCAAGAUACAAACACGAUUAUUAAUUAUGAAAUUCCUUUUGGGCUAUGUUAAUUCCACAUUUGAAUUUCAAAAAAGAAAAAAAAAGGGAUUCUAUGGUCAAAGUAACUGUGACCUUUUUCUACGAGUUGUGGUCAUUUGUCACCUCUCUCUCUCUCUCUCUUUGUCCGUUUGGAGUGAUCAAUCUUGCCAUUAAUCUAAGAUUGAACAAAGACACACACAGUCUACAAAGAUCUUCCGUGCUAAUAAUUACAAACUUUAUUAUAAUAAUCCCACCGAGAAUUAAUGAAUUAU
Abrus precatorius (Indian licorice) is the source of this 2875-nucleotide messenger RNA. Its product is annotated as dof zinc finger protein DOF3.6-like. The coding region runs from base 157 to 1083 and encodes 308 amino acids. Gene Ontology annotation, molecular function: DNA binding; DNA-binding transcription factor activity. NCBI's taxonomy places the organism in Eukaryota, Viridiplantae, Streptophyta, Magnoliopsida, Fabales, Fabaceae. The record is from RefSeq and is a predicted model, not a curated record. The transcript has 2 exons. Gene Ontology annotation, biological process: regulation of DNA-templated transcription.